CAAGGACUGCUGCAACUGACGUUGGCGCAUUGCCGGCACCGCUGGCUGGCCGUACUGCAUCGCGAACCAGCCGCCUAGUGCUGCGCCAGGAGCACGUUUCGGAUAUUGCGGUUCAAGCUCUGGCGCUGGCCUGGUCGACAAUCCCCACAAGCGGGCAUGUGACGGAGCUUAUGGCGGAGUUAUGGCGUUUGGCGAUGGAUGUAGGUCGGCAUGUCUGCCUGCAUGCUGAUGAAAGCACCUGCCGAGGACUGGGGGAAGCGCUCCAAGAGGCGCUGAGCCCAUGGGAUCCACACGGCAAAGCCUCAUCCAGCUGGGCGCCGUCACCGGUACCUCGCCCGUCUGUGGCCGCAGCAAUCGCAGCUGGCCUGCUGCCCUGGCUGGAUAGCCUGUUGCGGCGUCACAGCGCGGAAGUUGGCUCGGAAUGCCGCGAGGAACAAAUCCUUCAUACUUUCUUGGAUGGAGGCCUCGUAAGGGAAGCCAAGACCUGGCUCGACCUCUUUACAUAUUCUGGACCGCGCCAGGCGGCAUCGUGGGUGAUGACACACGCCAAAUUGCUGCGGCUUGAGAGAGGAUAUCUGUCUGCUUGCGCCAAGAACUGCACGGGCGUCAUUCUCGAGCACAUGGAAGAGUUGGCGUCCGGUCCGCUAGCUGAAACCCUGGCGCCCGAGGGCGCCCCUGCUGGCGAUGAUUUCGGGCAGCCAGCGGGGCUUCAGCAACUGGGUCGGUUGGUUUCCUUUGCGGUAUGCGAGUGGCUGCCAACCGCCUCACUCCUCCUCCGGCAGCUGGUGUUGCAGUGUGCCAUUGUUGGACCCCCUCAGGAGCCAGGGAAUUGGGGCACGUACAUUGCUCCGCUGGCGCGCUGGCUAUCUGGGCUGGCGCUGUCCUGCAAGGGCCGCAGCGGCGAUGCAGACUGCGCGGGCAGCAGCAGCAGCAGCAGCGGCGGCGGCAGCUGGGUUUCCUUCCUGCUUCGCGAGGUGGCGGUGGUGCCGCUGCUGGGCUCGCUGCUGCACCUCUGUAGCUGCUUUCCGUCGGACAAGGGGGCGGACCUAGCUGAGCUCCUGGACUGCUGCGGCGUGGUGGCGGGUGCCUUUCCGCAGGAGGUGCAGGCGGCAGUGCGGGAGGCCGAGCAGGCAACCAUUGCGCCGCCGGUGUUCGGCUGGCCGCCAGUGCUGGUGCGCGGCUUGGCGCCGAAGCUGCUGCAGAGCGGGCGUGGGGAAGCGGCAGACGCCGCAUUGGCGCUGGCAGGCCGGCUGGAGGCCUGGGGUUCUGACAGAGGCGCCGGGGGCAGUGCCGUGGGCUUCACUUGUGUGCCGGAGCGGCUGCGGCAGCGGGCUAGUGAGCGGGGCAUGUCGGUGCCGGACGUGGUGGGGGUCAUGCGGCGGUUCCUGGUGCCGCCGGCGGAGGCACGCCGCCUGCUGCGCACGUGCAGCAACCCCGCCUGUGUCAACCUGAAGGGGGACAGCGAGGCGGAGCUGCCGCUGAAGGCGUGCGCGCGGUGUGGAGGGGCGUGGUACUGCUGCCGGGAGUGCCAGACGGCGCAUUGGCGGGCGGGGCAUAAGGAGGCGUGCGUGCGGCGACAGGGGGCUGCUCAGGGUGCUGCACAGGGGUGAGGGAAGGCGGAUGAGCGGAGCUAGCCGCCCUGUUUGGAAUUGAACUUACAGCCAGCGGGCGUUACGGGUGUGCAUUGUUGGGGUCUUUAGGAUGCAGGCAUUUUAGGAUAACCGUCAUUGUGAGCGGGUACUGGCUUGGGACUGAUCGUACAUACAGGUGUCGUACUCUAGCAGGGCGGAAGAAGCUAUGCCCAGAUGGUUGUGUUGACUUUUGCAACGUAAGCCCUUUAUAUGCUUAGGUUGACUGGAGGCAUUGUCUAUGUCAACGGUUAUUGCCAUUAUAUUCUAUUGCCAUAUUGCAGGUGUAGCAUGUUUUAAGUAACAGCUGGAGGCAUUUUGCCGGCCCAACACUGUCAGUGCAGUAGGAGGAUGCCAUAGUUUGGGGAUGAAUGAAAAGCACUGAGCCGUGUUGAUGACUGUUUGGGGCAGGCACGUGUUGUUGUUUUUGCUGUAGCUACUGCAGGCUACUGGUCACCUUACAUGCUUCAUCCCCGGAUGCAGUGCUGUUUGGCACUGCUUAGCCCCUGCGGCCUGUUGCUUGCCGCUGCUUCUAGGAGUUUGCCAUGCGCUGGUAGCUGUGGUAUGGUCGGACUCAUGACACUGCUUGUCAUUACUUCUAUGUCUCGCCCCAUGCCCCAUGUUUUGGCGGCUAGCUUGCCUCCUUCCUUGGCAUGCGGAUGCGGGUUUACUGUUUACCUUGCUUUGUGUUUUGUUAUGGACGUGGCGUUGCAAAAGUGGGGUGUUCAACCUAGCUCCGUGUGAUGUCCCACGCAGGGUCUUUUUAGUCCUUCGGAAGCACUAAUACCUGUCUUGCCAAUUGUCGCACUACUAGUUAGCUACUACUAACAGCUCAUUGGCCUAGUACCGGUAUGGCCUUGCUGGGGAUAGCAAGGAAUACCGUAGCGCUGCACAAUAGCUUAGAUAGGAAGAGCACUUUGCGGGUUAUGGUAUGUGUUUGGAGGAUCGCUUGGUUCUUGGGGUGCUACGGUAGGCGAGAAAGGCGUGAGGAGGCAGCAGCAAUCGGCAUUUGGACCAUGCACAUGUCAUGGUUGGGGCUUUGUGGCCUGUACAGGGCGCCCGCCCGGCCGGCAUACCGUAUGGGAGCUCACGGUGAGCUGCUCACCCAUGCCCGAGCUCAUCCUCCUUGGCUGCUACCGUGACGGAUCGUUGGUAGGCAUCAUUCGUUUGCCUUGACACCAGCAUGGAUGUUGGGCCAAGGAAACGUGCUUGGCGUUCAGUGGUGGCUUGUGUGCAUCGAGUGUUGCGAAUAUGGAGGCUAUGUCUUGGCAACCCAA
Messenger RNA from Astrephomene gubernaculifera, 2905 nucleotides. The record is from the annotation of a GenBank genome assembly. NCBI's taxonomy places the organism in Eukaryota, Viridiplantae, Chlorophyta, Chlorophyceae, Chlamydomonadales, Astrephomenaceae.